Messenger RNA from Nelumbo nucifera (sacred lotus), 2527 nucleotides. The record is from RefSeq and is a predicted model, not a curated record. NCBI's taxonomy places the organism in Eukaryota, Viridiplantae, Streptophyta, Magnoliopsida, Proteales, Nelumbonaceae.
GAUAAAUUACGGCCGGAGCCAUUAGAUAAUUAGAUGCCAGAAGGCCCAAAACCCAGAAGUCCAGAACAACAACAGAGAGGGAGAGGCGGAGAGAGAGGAACCAACUAGGCAACUACCAAGGUUUGAUUUUGAUUUGAUUUUUCAUUUUUGAUGGGGUUGUGGCCUGGCCUGGUGGGGGUGUUUGGAGUUUGGACUGGAGUGGUACGGGACUUUCUUUUUUGCAGCAACACAGAAAAACACUCUAAAAAUUAAAACUCUGCAAGUCAUAGAAAAAGAGCUUAAGCGACCGUAUUCUCUUUUUCUCUCUACAUUUGCCUUGGCUUCUGCUAAGUAGUCUAACGAGCCUGUGGUUUAUUAUUAGAGCAGGCACAGACAGACAGCACCAGCCCUGAAAAAAAUAAAAAGGGGGGGAAACUCCAGAAACCAAACCCACAGAGAGAAAGUGUGUGGAGAUGGGUUUGCAGAAGAAGGAACAUCAACAACGCCUGACCUGCGCUUUUAUUAGCUUUUCUCGUGUGGGUGUGGAAGAUGAGAGCUGAACUUUUUCCUCCUCCCUUUCUAUCGCUUUUCUCUUCCUUCUGACUUCUAUGGCGGACAUGUAUGAAAAAACCUGCUCUUCCCUUCCUCCACCAUCCUCUUCUCCUACUCCUACUCCUCCUUCCCGUCCCGCAGUUGAAUCAGACGAUAUCUCGCUUUUCCUUCGUCAUUUCCUCCACUCCUCUUCAUCUUCUUCUGCUUGCAUGUCUGAUAGGUCCAACCAAAUGCCCUUCUCAUCAUCGUCUCUUUCUGCCCCUGCUCCUCCUGCUUUCUUUUCUUCUUCCCCACUAACUACAUCUAAAGCUCUCCCGGAGCAUCCACACCAUCCAUACGGGUCAAGUCUUCCAUUUGAUUCCGCCGACUGCCGAGUCAGGAAUGGAACCUCCAACUCCAAGGUCGAGUCCUCCGGCGUUGCAGUCUCCUCCAGUUCCAGUUUCAUCUUCUCUUCUUCCGGCCUAUGUUUCCCAUCCGAGGCGAAAGAAAAAGCAACUAUUACGACUUCCGUUGGGACUGCGGACUGUGAUGAUGUCACGGCAACUGCCAAGCAAAGAAAGUCCCCGUUGGACAAUGACCUCGACGACUACGAAUGCGAAAGCGAGGAGGGUCUUGAAACGUCAGAGGAGCCAUCGAAACCUAUGCCCCCUCGUUCUACUUCUUCUUCGUCGUCAUCUUCAAAGAGAAGCAGAGCGGCCGAAGUUCAUAAUUUGUCUGAAAAGAGGAGGAGGAGUAGGAUCAAUGAGAAAAUGAAAGCAUUGCAGAACCUUAUUCCAAAUUCGAACAAGACGGAUAAGGCUUCGAUGUUGGAUGAAGCCAUUGAAUAUCUCAAGCAGCUUCAGCUUCAAGUACAAAUGUUGUCAAUGAGAAAUGGAUUGAGUCUGCACCCAGUGUACCUGCCUGGAGUAUUGCAGCCUAUACCACUGCCGCAGGUGCCAAUGGACUUCAGUGGGGGAAGUGGAUCAUUACAUAUGACAGCGGGAACAAGCACACUGCCUAUGAACCAAGAAACCUCAACUCGAAUGGCAUUUAGUCUUCCCAACCAAUGCACUUCCUCUCAUCAACCGGUUGUCUUACCCAGUAUGACAAAUAUCAGCAAUUCAGAAACUUCAUUUGGGAUUGGAUCAUCACAUCAGGCUCAUCAUGGACCAUUUCUGUUUUCAUCCUCUAAGGAAAUCUAUGGGGAAAAUAUAUUGCCUCGGCAACCAUUCGAUAUGAAUCACUCUGUGAAGAACCUGUCAGGUGGGUCUUCUUACCUGAGAACUUUCAAUUUUGAUUUCCCAAGAGGUUGGAUAUGUUAUUUUGCCGCCACUAUUAUGACUGUCAAUGGUCCAGGUCAGUCCAACAGACCUGGCCUCAUAGGGUCUGGAUCUGCAUUGAGUUCUGAUUAUAUUAAUAGGGUUGGGAUUGGUUUUACCUGCCCAUGGCAAACAUACUCAAUGUUUUCUACAUGUUUCUCGUAGUUUACCCAUUCUAACUUCCUCUAAGUUAAUUAUAUAUGAGUUAUUUUGAGAAGAGAAAGCAAGAAAAUUAGUAGAUUUAUUGUCAAAUUACCAAGACUUGUCAAGUAAUAUUGGGCAACCCAAUUAAUAAUAGGCUUAGUUCUUGGUCUAAUAGUUGCGGACCAUCCUGUUGGUAUUGAGCUUGGGUCAGGAUUGGACUCUGUUUUGUUAUCAGGUCUGCUCUUAUCUGGUCUGGACCCAACCAUGCUGGCAUAAAACAAUAUAGCAUCUGGCAUUUCGUGUUGAACAGGGGUAGGCCACUUUGAUUAUUCUACAAGACCAAAAUUAGAUGAUCUUUUCCCUUCCAGAAGGUGAUGCUUUACAUUAUUAUAUUGCCUUGCAUUUUAUCUAACCAAAAGUUCAGUUUUGGGAGGAAAUAAAAAGAAAUCCAUGACUACAGGGCCUCUGCAUUUUGAUGAACGAGCCAUAGAGGAAAACUCUCAGGAGGCAUGCAUGUCACAGGGAGAAAGAUCACAUGGUGUGCUCCCUAAAGA